AUGUUACUCUAAGUUCAGAAAAUUACUCUCAAUUGGUCAACUUUUGACCAAGAGACGAACUCGUUGCAUACACUAUGUUUCAACCCCACCACCGUACAACAACCACAUUCGCGCGCGAUUCAACUUCCGAUUCCUCUGUUUUUGACUCCUUCCGUUACCACAGCACCACCGCAAUGACACACAAACAACGCUUCAAGCGAGUUGCAAAACCCAUAUUACACCUUCCACGAACCAAACCCACACGUAAACCGCGGCUUUCCAAAUCAAAACCCAAACUCACCGCUCCUGAAUCCAACCCAUCAUCAGAACCGCACAUUUCAUUCCAAAAAACAGAAACUUUACCCCGCGAAUUCUUCGAAAUCGACGCACUAGACCUUGCCCCUCGUUUGCUCGGAAAGUUUCUUCGCAGAGACGACGUCGUUCUUCAGAUUACCGAGGUUGAAGCAUAUAGAUCACAUGACACAGCUAGUCAUGCUCGGUUUGGUAUUACUCCAAGAACUGCUCCUCUUUUUGGACCGGGUGGGCACGCAUAUGUUUAUCUUUGCUAUGGACUUCAUGUGAUGCUGAAUGUUGUUGCCGAUAAGGAAGGAGCUGGAGGUGGUGUUUUGAUACGUUCUUGUGCCCCCGUUUGUGGAUUGGAGGUUAUUCAACAUCGGCGAGGUCAAAUAACGGAUAAACCUAUACUUCUUACAGGACCCGGGAAGGUUGGUCAGGCUCUAGGUCUUUCAACUGAAUGGUCAAAUCAUCCCCUUUAUACCCCUGAGUGUCAAUGCAGAUGGUUUAGAACUCUUAGAUGGUCCAGAGCCCGAAAACAUAUUGGUAGGUCUGCGUGUUGGUAUCCAGUACGCACUGCCAGAGCAUGUCGACGCACUGUGGAGAUUUGCCAUUGCAGGUUCCGCUUGGAUUAGUGCUCCAAGAAACACUCUCAGGCCACCCUUGUAGAGUGGAGUGGUAGUAGCUUGAGGGAUACUAGUGGUUUGAUAAUAACUAACAAGCUAAUGUGUAUAUAUACCUCAUAUAUCAUUUGCAAAUUGCUAAAAUUACCUCAAAUAGAAUCAUCCCAAAAAUGUCUAUUGAAGUUACAUGUCUAAGGGAAACCCACAAGCCUUCUCUUUGGUUAUUUAUUUGAGCUGUCGUUGGCCGUUAAAUGCGGGUUUCUGUCACAAUGUAGUUUUGUACUGUGAUUCAUUUUGUUGUGAGAAACUAGCUCUUUCUGUGAAACUCAACUAUUGUUGUAUCAAUGUGGCUUUGUGUUGGUUUUUGAUGUAAAUUUUAUAAGUGAAUUAUAAAUCUUGAUGAAAAUAUUAUAGAUACUAGCAAUAUAUUGUAAGAAGUUGCGGGUAAUAUAU
This is a messenger RNA of Vicia villosa (hairy vetch), 1349 nucleotides long. Its product is annotated as DNA-3-methyladenine glycosylase. The transcript has 6 exons. Gene Ontology annotation, biological process: base-excision repair. NCBI's taxonomy places the organism in Eukaryota, Viridiplantae, Streptophyta, Magnoliopsida, Fabales, Fabaceae. The record is from RefSeq and is a predicted model, not a curated record. Bases 75 to 908 code for a protein of 277 amino acids. Gene Ontology annotation, molecular function: alkylbase DNA N-glycosylase activity; DNA binding.